This is a messenger RNA of Musca vetustissima, 325 nucleotides long. Its product is annotated as adult cuticle protein 1-like. Bases 1 to 321 code for a protein of 106 amino acids. Lineage: Eukaryota; Metazoa; Arthropoda; Insecta; Diptera; Muscidae. The record is from RefSeq and is a predicted model, not a curated record. The transcript has 2 exons.
AUGAAAUUCGCUGCCACAAUUUUGUUCACCUUGGCUUUGGCCUUCGGCGUCCAGUCUUAUGUUUUGCCAUGGGGAGUACCUCAGGUUGUAGGUGGUGGUCUUUCAUACACUGCUGUUUCUGGUCCGGUUGUAGCCGGUCAUUGGGGUCCAUGGGCUGGUCAUUGGGGUGCUCCCAGUGUUGACCUUUCUGCUCAUGUUCUCGGUGCUGGUCCAGGCACAUAUGUUGCUAAGACUCGUGGUGCCGUUCACACUGCUCCUUUAGAUGGUCAUUUACAAUCAGUUGCCAACGUCAAUGUUGCUCCAGCUCCUGGUACUCUCUAAAUGU